CUGACUGCUGGCUGAGGCCGGUGAGGCUUGGUGUAGCGUCAGACGAGCACACGGAAAUAGUGCGUGCUGGUCUGCAGAACGCCAGUUAGUGUGAAAUGUUAUCCCGCCGUGGUAUCGUCGUGGCAACGGUGGUAGAGAGAUAAUCAGCUUUCCCUAAAAUCGACGAAACUGACAAACCGACAACAGUUGUUUCAAGUGCAUUGCAGAACCUGCGACGCGUUCAGCGCCAUCUUUGGUUCCACCCGCCGCUCGUGAGCAGGCCGGCCGGCCGGCCGGCGGCUGCCGCAACAAAUUACGUCAACGCGACUUGUAUUGACUCGCCUUUUCGCGCAUCGUCGUCGUCUUUGCCGUCUUCAAUAUUUACUGUAACUCCUGUUAGUUUGCCUGUACUAUCACCACCGCCAUUCCUCCUGCUGCUUCGGCCGUGGUUGAGGAGGCGCUCGCAAGCGAGAAAGGGUGGCCGGCGAGCGCUAAGCGGUCGUUGGUCAGGUAGCAAUCGCUGGGUGGCGGUAAGGUAAAGGUAGGCGAAAGAAACAACGGAAGAAAGAAAGGCAGGGAGGCAAGCAGCCUUCCUACCAACUAACCAGCAUGCGCAAGUCGACGCGUCACCGUUACGUCGAGGUCGGCAAAAGGGGCCAACGCCACAUGAUGCUCGUCAUGGAGGAUGCACCCAGACGCGUAAAGAUCAAGAAGCGGCCCUCAAAUCAGUGGAAGGAUAAUCCCUCCAUCGUUGUCGAGGAAAGCUCUGAUCAGGACGAACAGGGAGGAAUAGGCACCUCAAAACGUGAGGGCGGAGAUUACCUGUACGAGGAUAAGAACCGUGAUGAUGGUGAUCAGGUUUCGGACCACGAAGGUGACGACGCGUCGGAUAAGUCGCAGUCCGAGAGCGAAGAGAAGGAUAAGGACGAGAUCGGUAAAGACAAACAUGACGAGGAACGUUUCUACUCAAAAACCUUCCUCGAGUUGGCGACCAAGUCCGCUCUGAAAAAAUCCGAUGUCGGAUUGACCAAGGACAACGACGAUGGAAAAUACGCGGCGGAACUUGACGCCAGUGGGCUGCUAAGCCUUGAAGAACACUUACUGUUAAUGGAAGGACGGCUGAUCGAAGAUAUUUCGAACAUCGUUCGCGAGGAACUAGCUGAAUUCAAGCGACUGUUCCUGGUGAGCCCCUCCGAAAGUCCUGAGCCUGAGGAGGCUUCUAGCGAGGAUUUUGCCGAUAUGUUCAAAACUUUCGCGAAGUUUGGCGACUCCAAAGGAGCGGGCGAUUUGAUGAGUCUGUCCAAUUCGGAUCGUUGGUGGAAACAGGCCAGGGUGAUCGAUGGACGUCGGCUUACCACGACGGACACGGGCAUCUACUUCCGCAAAAUCGCCAAAACCAAAAGGACUCUGACGUUCCGCGAAUACCAGCAAUUCGUAGAGGGCGUCGCCAAAUCUAAGAAGAUUCCUGUCGAGGAGAUCCGUUUCAAAUUGUGUAACUGCGGGCCGCCAUCGUUCGGCGGACGCCCUCCUAUCCAGGGGUCCACUGGCGUCAAGCCUGAUCGAAGCACUGGCGGAUAUCGUAGGUUCGAUGGUAAUAAAUAAUUAGAGCGCGCUGUAUUUGUCUCCUGUACCCCCUGUUCCGAAUCGCAGAACAUCAGAAUGCCGGCGGGAGGGAGAAAAGCCGAAAGCGGAAACGUAGGCGUGGACUGGGAAAAUCCGAAAAUCGCAAGUGACGCAGUGGAAGACGAAAGAGAAGGGAAUAAGCUGACAAAAAAGGCUUUAGGGGGGCCGAAUGCGAGUGGGAAGUGAACCAAAAGCGCUGCAAGUCCAGGGCCGGUGGCAGUGAACAUCCAUAGGGUACCGCCGAGGCCGCCGCCGGUAUCAUUGCCUUCGCAGCGCCUACGAAGUUCAUCACCGACAGAUGCCUUGUUGCGAUUACGGAACGACUCAUUCACACUACCACUUAGCUUGAUAACACUAUGCGUCACUCUUAAGCAGCUCGAACGAAAUUGUGGCCAUUUACAAUAACUCUAUAAUUUAAAUUGGUUUUAUUAUUUUUACGUACGUCUAUCACUACAUAUAUGGCAUGCACGCAUACGUUUCGACCACCGUAGCACUGCUGCGACCGAUCACAGCACAGACAACUCUAUUGUACCUCACAUCGGAGCGAAAAUAAAAGCGUAUUCAUAGAUUUA
This is a messenger RNA of Varroa destructor (honeybee mite), 2174 nucleotides long. RefSeq lists its product as uncharacterized. The record is from RefSeq and is a predicted model, not a curated record. NCBI's taxonomy places the organism in Eukaryota, Metazoa, Arthropoda, Arachnida, Mesostigmata, Varroidae. Gene Ontology annotation, molecular function: tubulin binding. Gene Ontology annotation, cellular component: microtubule. Gene Ontology annotation, biological process: microtubule polymerization; microtubule bundle formation; positive regulation of protein polymerization.